This is a messenger RNA of Sceloporus undulatus (fence lizard), 6357 nucleotides long. RefSeq names its product SH2B adaptor protein 3 (gene SH2B3). NCBI's taxonomy places the organism in Eukaryota, Metazoa, Chordata, Lepidosauria, Squamata, Phrynosomatidae. Gene Ontology annotation, biological process: intracellular signal transduction. The transcript has 8 exons. Bases 267 to 1976 code for a protein of 569 amino acids. Gene Ontology annotation, molecular function: transmembrane receptor protein tyrosine kinase adaptor activity. The record is from RefSeq and is a predicted model, not a curated record. Gene Ontology annotation, cellular component: plasma membrane.
AGUCCGUAAAAUCAAUCUGCAGAGCGAUCUUGUGGCCCCUUGGAGACUCCCUGGAAGGAAGAAGUGGGCAGCAGCAGCAGCAGCAGCUUUCUGAGUCUCUGGAAUGGAGGGAAGGCGAGGGAAGCCCCUGCUGCCAACUUCUGGAGCCAGGGCAGCUCAAGCCCUCUCCAACCAGGUCCUCUCUCCAGUGUGGAUGGCGCUUGGGCAGAUGCCACUUUAGCCAGGCUGGCAGUGCCCAGUACAUCCAAAUAUUUCGAGUUCCUGCAAUGAAUGGACAUACUGUCCCGCCAGGUGAUCCUAUAUACGCCGGCGGCUGGAAUGAGUUCUGCGAGCAGCAUGCCAUCAGCACGGCCCGAGAGCUGGCCCAAAAGUACCUCCUUUUUGUCAACGAGAACCCUCAGCAUGAAGUCUUGGCUGCUGACAACUUCUCCCUCCAGUUUGCUGACCUCUUCCAGCAGUAUUUUUGCAACGAGGUGAAGGAUAAUUUUGCUAUGAACCAGUACCGCAUUCUUCCAUUUAGCAGGGUGCGGGACUACAGGGAGACUGGCCAAAAACAUUCCGACAACUUUCUAGGGACGGUUGGGAACAAGACUGAGGUAGAAUUGGCUGAACAGUCUGACUGGAGGCCAGAGGCUCAUCCACCUGGGCUGCCCAAGGCUUGGAGUUCUGAGGAACUUACAGGGACUGCUUCCUCAGUGGCUGUGAGGAGGCAUUUUUCCCUGGACCGGCUGAGGAGGAGUUGGCGGAACUUUUUCUGCAGGAGAUCCUCAGAACCUUUCCCUGGCAAUGGAGAAGUGCCAGACUCUGUUUUGAAAUCUGGCCUUGCUCGAAAGAUCUUCCCCUGGGCCCUCUCGCGACAUCUGUCAUCUCAGGUUCGGAAAGAGGGUAAUCUGAAAUACUGGAUGGUGACAGAGGCCACUGUAGAUAGUGGGACAUGCUGGAAGAAAUGCCGGCUAGUUUUACAGAAAGAAGGGCCUUCGGACAGCGAGAAUUAUGUCCUGGCAUUGUUUGAUCCCCCCAAGAGCUCAAGGCCCAAACGGCAAGCCAGCUGCUUAGCCAUCCAAGAAAUCCGACGGUGCACUUGUCUGGAGAUGCCUGACAAUGCGCACACCUUUGUGCUCAAGGAAAAUACCUCUACAGACCUCAUAUUUGAGGCUGGUGAUGACCAGCAGCUGUCAUCUUGGAUAUCUGAAAUUAAAGAUUGCCUUUCUCAAGGGUCUGCAGGAGAUGAUGUUGACCUGAUCUCAGAUACUCACUCAGAGACAGCAACUGUGAGCCCCACAAACAGUAGCAUGGAUUCCCUAAACCAAGCUGCCAUGCAACCGAGCCUCCCAGACCACUACCUAGCCUCCUUCCCCUGGUUCCAUGGCCCUAUUUCUCGAGUCAAAGCUGCCCAACUUGUCCAGCUCCAGGGGCUUGAGGGACAUGGGGUUUUCCUCAUCCGACAGAGUGAAACGCGUAGAGGAGAAUACGUCCUCACUUUCAACUUCCAAGGACGGGCGAAGCACCUACGGCUUUCCCUGACAGAGAGGGGCCAGUGUCGCAUCCAGCAUUUGCGCUUCUCCUCCAUCCUGGACAUGCUACACCAUUUCCAACGCUGUCCCAUCCCCUUGGAGUGUGGCACUGCCUGUAAUGUGCAGCUGUCCAGCUACGUGGUGGUUGUCCCACAUACACAAGGCCCCAGCAGCAACACAGUGCCAUUCUCCACCUUAGUCCACCAGUGGAAUCCAGAGAGCCUUUCCCAGUUUAGCCCAUCCAGAUGUCCCCGGAUGCAGCUGGCUGACAACCUUCGCCGCAACUCCUCAGGGGAGCAAAUCUUCCACCUGGUGCCCCCUCCCGAAGAGCUGGCCAGCAGCACGGCGGCCAUGCCACUCCAUGGCCCAGCCCCACCGCGCCAGUGGGACAGCGACUAUGAGAUGGACUCCCAAGGGAGGGGCCACCUGCGGGCGGUUAACAACCAGUACACCUCCCUCUGACACAGCACCUGCUUUUGCACAAAACUCUUUUUGCCAAAAUGUUUUGGAAGGCCACUGAAGUUGUGUUAACUAUUUGAGAUUGAAUAGCUCAUGGCCCUGUGGCUGUCAGUCUUGGAUUUGGUCUGUUCAAGGGCCAUUUGUUUUGCCCACGUUCUUCUUCUCUUAUCGGUUUUGCACAUGGCUUUGCCUUUGCUUUGAGGUUCCUGGUGCUUUGCUACAGGUAUAUACAAUCCUCUGCAGUUGUUUACCUUUGGUCUCUUUCUCUCAUCCCAUUCCUCUUUUGAGGGGAGAGGCUGGGUAGUGGAAAAUGGAAGUAAACAGGUCAAACUGGUUGCUGUUACUGACCAAACAGACCCACCCUCCUCUUUCUGCCUCUUGAAUUUCACAUUAUUGUUGAAUUAAGGCACUCUCACCCUUGCGCAGUGUUACUUUCUUGUCUGUUUCAAGGAUUAGUGUCAAGUGUUGUUUUUUUAUUAAGUUUGUGUCAUGCAGGGUUACAUGACUAGAAACAGACUACUGCUGAAACAGCACACACCAGAAACAACCACAACAUAGGCCUUCUGAUACCCCUGUUAUAUUGACUAGCUAAACACUAAACAUCUCCUUUGCGGGCUGAAUGACAAGCAGUCUCAGCUCUAGCAACCCAUCUCAACAGAUUUCCUUCCCUUGAAUGUUUUUAACUGUGCAGCUUUGCAACAAAACACACAAAUUGAACUGCACAGGAGCUGCAAUUGUGUCUGUCACGGAGGAGCUCACCUUUGGCAUGUAGGAAACUGCCCUACACAAUCUGGUAAUGAUGUAAGGAACCUGUAUAAGAAGUUCUACUACAACUCCCCAUCACUCUACAACACUGGCCCAAGGUUAAUGGGAGUUAGAGUCAGGUGGUUCUGGUAAGGUGAGAGAACUUCCUUCUUGGCCCUAGCUAGUGCCGCCUUUUAACUGGAAAUGCUGGAUGAGUGACUAAAGGAGACCUCAGAUGUUUUCAAAGUACCAUGCUCUACUGCACCCUUGAAGACGUUUGCCCUGGUGGUGGGUGGGUGUUGUGAGGGGGGCACUGUCACUGUUAAAUCUUCUACUUCUAGUAUUAGUGACCCUGAGUGUGGCUGCUUCAAACUGAUUCUAGUAACCCAUCUCAUUUGACACCUGCCCCUUCUUUUGAAGAGGGGAGCAAGUAGGCACUUCAUCACUACUUUCUACUCCACCCCGCACUACACUAGUCUUGCUUACCAGUAACAUUUUCAAAACCAGCAACUCCCAUUUCCUAGGUGCCUGUCUUUCUUGUGCCUCACUCCCGAUGAAGCAGCCGUUUUCUCGCAUCUGUCCAAGUUUGCUGUUAAAAUGGAGAUAAAGCAGAAGCUAUAUGAGAAGACAGCAGCCUCUGCUGGGCAGAAAUGUUUUCAUCACAAGAUUGGAACCACACAUUUGGAAGGUUUUGUGCCACUGAAAACAUUUCUCAUGACAUUCCUUUAAAACCACUGAGAGGGCUUUCUUGACAGGAGGAAGCCUGUGCAAGUGUCCAGCACCCAACAGAGGAAAGGUUUUGCCAAAGACAAGCGCAUGAGUCAGGAGGCCUGAGGGCAUGCCCUUGCUUCCUAGUUUUAAAAUGGAGCUUCAUUUUUCUCUGCUACAGAAUGAAUUUGUCUCAAGCCAGGCAUACAGGUUCAUGCUGCCCUUUGUUAAAAUUAGCUUCUUCCUCGCCUAGCCUGAUUCCUUUGCUAGGCUGUCAUCAAGCAGGACACAACCUAUCUUCUUUCACUUGACCAACACUUGUGUGUUCCCAUGACCCACUAAAACAACUUGAGCUGCAGCCCCAACCCAAGGCCUCUAAAUGGCAAGGCAGGGAGGGUACCAAGUACUACUUGGACAAACAAAAUGGAGCUUUUCCUUCAGCAUGAGCCGGCAAAAGAGCAAGUGGAAUAUCUUUGGCUUCCUGUGAAGAACAAGUUGGAUUCUUAGAAGCCACACAAAACAAAUAGAACUUGGAAAGCUGUCUUAUUAGUGAGUCAUCUAGCCUUUUCCACUUUGGCUGCUUAGGGACCUACGCUCCAUCAAAGUGUGUGGGCAAAGCUACUCCUCAUCCAGCUGUGGUACGAGGGCAGUUGGGCAUGCCUCCCUAGUCAGCGGCUGUUAGGGACAGACAGCAAACCUGUGCCACCCAGCUGCCAUUGCACUGCUAGACAAAACGGCUUGCACAAGGAGAGACUGGCUACUUCCUUGAGCAAGGUGCAAAAAAACAGGCCUCAUCCAACCCAGACUAGCAAUAGAGGGGUUCUUCCCUGCUACCAGCAAGGGACUUUCUGCCCCACUAUCCUGAAGUAAACACCUGAGAGAAAGGUGAUCCAAUCUCAAAUGACUUUUCAACCAUUCUAGAGAAAGGAUUAUUUUGCACUCCUCCCAACCUUAACAAAAACAACAACAGCUAGCACCUCUUAUCACACAGCUCCCAUGACCUUCAAGCCAGUUGCUUAGAAACUCAGGGAGUCCCCAGCUCUAGCACACUGAGCCUUGCAAACACUAGGUCAACACUCUGAGAUCAAGCGGCUACAAGGGGAAUCUGGAAACGUCUUGCCUUUUCAAACCCAGAGCCCUUUGGCUUUUUCACCAGCAUUAAGGCUUUUUAUUUGGUGGCUAAUUACUCCAAGCUUCCUCAGAGCCAGUCCUUCAUGAAGAUGAUGCACCCAUUUGACAUCUUAUGUUUAGAAGCAUAUUAAAUGUGAUACGGGACCACAAUUGACUAAGGAACAUAGCAGACUAGUCUAACGGCUUGAGACACAAACAAGGGCUUAGUUGCCAUUCUCUGUGUGAGAUCUGGUGGGAAAAAUAUCUAUCAAAUUAACCAACAUCUCAAGGUAAAUCCCAAACCAGCAACAGUCCAUGCUCACAAACCCUGUAGUUAUUGCUCAUUUUAAUCUGUUUAUUCACACAUGAUUGAUAGCCUGAUGUUAUGGGUCUCGAGGGACCUGUGUGUUGGGUGGAAAGGUAGGGGAGAUUUGUCACAACACCCAUUUCUCCCCUCAAAAAGGAAGGGAAGAUAUUAUUUUAAAGUUCAUAAUUUCUAUAGCAACCCAUACCAAUGUGCAACACAAAAAACUACUACAGAAUAUCAUCUAAGCAACAAAGAAAGUGAGGAAAAUUGGGAAGCAACAAGUCAGCCAAAGCUGCACUUGCUUGACUGAACACAGGAACUAGGCUGAGACAUUUGCAAGCAUUUUAGUGCCUUCCUUCAAUUCUCAGGGCAAACUGAAAAAAGUUAACAAACUCUGGAACUGCAAAAAGAAUGGCAAGAGACUGCCAUCUAGCCAGCUUGAUUUUGCAGAGCUCAUUUACAAAUGCACAGUGUUCAGCCUCUUGUGCCAGAAUUGCCUUUGCCCAAUAGUUCUUUUAGCAUCCAGAAAACUGAACUGCAUGCACAACCAACUAAUGGGUUAAAUGCCAACCUGUCAUCUAAUUCCAUUUUUCUAAAGAACAAGACUCUUGCCUUUCCUACACAGUAGGCCUAAGCAACUCAAGCUUGCAUGAGACAGUCUGUAAGGAAGCAAGAGAACCUCAAAAGCAGAAAAGUAAGGGGAAAAACCUCAGGGAGGCUCUGUUCCAGAUCAGUGCCGCCAUCAGCCUUUCAGAGUGCACUUCCACUCGUGCCAACAGAAAUAACCUCUACAUUCUCAGCAUUGUAACGGAGGUGCCAAACCUUCAAAACUUUCUAGUGCAAAACUCCAGACAAAGCUUGGCUAAAUUACUUUGGUGGAUUAUGACACUCAUAAUCUCCUAGGAUGGUGGGGCAAAGAUUAAUUUUCCCAAACUCUGGCCUGGUGUUCUAAAUUCACCUGCAGCAAGGCAGGUAAGGAAAAUACCUUCAGAGGCAUGGUACAAAUUCUUUUCUAUGAGCAAAACUCCUGCAUUCAAAAGAUUUGAGCACAAAAAUUAUCCUCUGCAGUUAGUUUUCAACAUGAAAUUUAAAGUGAGGUUACCUGCAUCCAGCCGCCAUCUAUAUUGAAUGAAUGCCAGGCUUUCUUCACACUGUUCCACGGAUGAAGAAACCAGGGGGGGGUGGGGGGGGGUGUUACAGAACAUCAUCCAAAACGGGGCCUGAGCAGCUGACAGCUAGAGGCAAAAGCCUUGCCUACACAAGUUUGGUCUUUUUAAAAUCCUGCACAUUUAGCUCUGUACACAAGACAUUAAGGGGUUUGGCCACUUGAUGCCCCAAACCAAUAGGACUUCAAAGUUAACUUGUGUGUUCUUUUUAAGUCUUUUCUGCUUUUGUAUAGUAGAACUGUUCUAUAUUUUGUUUCUGUAUGUACUGUACAUGUAACUUAUUCUGGAAUAUUGCAUAAAUAUACAUACAGAUCUGCUCUUGCAGUAAACAAAAUUGUUUAAAGUUUAA